UCCGCUGCGCCCGGAGCGACGCCGCCGCCGCAGCCGACACCAGAGGAGCCGGCCAGGCAGGAGCCGGCAAGGGACGAGCCGGCGCGCACUGGGGACGCUGACUCGCGCGCGCUGGUGAGGACGGAGGGCCCAGCGGGCCCGUCUGAGGGCCUUCAUGUGGCCAAGGGUGCCCGGUUGGUGGCUGUGCCGUCUGCCUCCGACUCCAGCUUCGGCUCGGCAGGAACCAUGGAGAGGGCAUGGCAUCAGGCGAAUUCCUGCGAGGUACUCAGCCGGGAGGGGCAGCCUGGCACGGCGCCCAUGAAGAUGCUUUUCUCCGGCUACCGCGCCAGCCUCAAGACCAAGGCCGCCGAGACCCUUGCCCAGCUGGCGAUGCUGGAGGAUGCUGAGAAGACGGUUGAGGAGCGGCGCACCGUCUUGUACAACCAGGUGGUGACCAGCUACCACCGGGCCAAGAUCGAGCGGGCCGCCUUGGCUCGUGAGCUGGAGGCCGUCAAGGCUGAAGCCGCCAAAGUCCCGCAGCUGGAGUCGGAUCUCCGAGCCGCUCGCGCGCAGUGCGCCGAGAGCGAGGAGGCGGGCCGAUCCGCCGCCGGCAAGCUCAAGCUGGCUGAGCAGGAGCUGACACGGCUGCGCCUGCUGGAGAAGAACCACAUCACCGAGCUCAACUCCCUCAGGUCGGCGGAGAAGGAGAAGGUGGACGAUCUGAGCCGGCGGCUGUCGGAGGUGGAGAAGCAGCGGCUUGCGCUGCAGGAGGAGGUCACUGCCAAGUCCACGGAGCUGACGGCUACCGCCAAGCGCUGGACUGAUGAUUUCAGCGCGCUUGAUCGCGGCUUGGCGGCUGAGUGCAUCUUUAUGUUCCUUCCCUUUGCCGGCUUUCGGCUGUCGACUGCCGACUUUUGUUGGCAGCCGGCAGCAGAAACUUCUGAUUUCUUCGUUAUCCUCAUCUUUUGGGCUGGUGGCAGUCGGUUCUUGCCGGCUGCCGCCAGGCGUUUCCUUUUGGUUUAGG
Molecule: messenger RNA, 1003 nt
Organism: Lolium perenne
Lineage: Eukaryota; Viridiplantae; Streptophyta; Magnoliopsida; Poales; Poaceae
Source: RefSeq, a predicted model, not a curated record